AUGAGCAGAGAUCAACAAGAUUGUGGAAUGGCGAAAGCAUGGGAAGCUACGUUGCGAAAAACACAAGCAGUUGCAAGGAAGCGAGCACACAACAUAUUCGGGUCUAUGUCGUUUGGGCAUGUGAAUGAUGAUAUUGGUGAUGAACCCGGGUAUAGCUUCCAUGAUGAAGGAAGUAGCCCGGGGAAUGAAAGCUUUAGUGAAAACAUAGAAACUUCCAUGGUCGAGAAGUAUCUUUCGAAUGGAGAUUACUAUGUAGGGCAAUGGGCCGAGUAUUGCCCCCAUGGGAAUGGAAAGUACUUAUGGACUGAUGGGUGUAUGUAUAUAGGAGAGUUUUUUAGAGGCCAAGCUAUAGGAAAAGGUAGGUUUAGUUGGCCUUCGGGGGCUAUUUAUGAAGGAGAGUUUAAGAGUGGAUAUAUGGACGGUAAAGGUACUUAUGUAGGACCGAAUGGGGAUAAGUUCAAAGGUUUUUGGGUGAUGAACAUGAAGCACGGUUAUGGUGUUAUGACGUACGAAAACAAAGAUUUGUACGAUGGAGAUUGGCGACAUGGGAUGCAAGACGGGCAAGGGAAAUACCAAUGGAGUAAUGGGAAUUUUUAUUGUGGGGAGUGGAAAAAUGGGAUGAUUUGUGGUUCCGGAGUCAUGGUUUGGCCUAAUGGAGAUUGCUUCGAAGGAUAUUGGGUUGAUUCGUUGCCUUAUGGAGACGGUAUUUUCAAGAUGAGUGACGGAAGUUACUAUGAGGGCUAUUGGAGUAGGGAUCCAAACGAGAUGAAUGGGACUUAUCAUCAUAAUCCCGAUAAAUCACUCGAAGCUUCUGAUGAAUGGGAUCCUCAAGAGUUGUAUAAUGAUAUAUUGAGUGGGUGUAAAGUAUGCACAACUGAAAAGAUUACUCUUUUUCCAUCGCAGAAGAAGCUGGCGUCAUGGAAAUCACCAAAAGGAACCGAACCAAGGAUCAGACCAGGUCGGAUGUCUGUUGACUCGAGGAUAAAUGCUGCUGGCGUGUGGGAUGCAGAUACAAAUUAUCCUAGUGAAGGUAGUCAUCAAAGGAAUUCUGUUGGUGGGAGAGACGCGGAUUUGGAUAGUCCAAAUCUCGAGAAUUACACUAGCUAUCGAAUGGCUCCUUCUCCUGGAAGACCCCUAAGGAUUCCAAAAGCUGGCAAGAAACAAGGGGAGACUAUUACUAGAGGUCAUAAAAACUUUGAGCUCAUGCUCAAUCUUCAGUUAGGAAUUAGGCAUGCUGUCGGAAGACCUGCUCCACCAACAUCCCUCGACUUGAAGUCAUCUGCUUUCGAUCCCAAGGAGAAAGUGUGGACAAAAUUUCCAUCAGAAGGCUCUAAGCACACUCCUCCUCACAAUUCCUGUGAAUUCAAAUGGAAAGAUUACUGCCCUUUAGUUUUUAGAGCGUUGAGGAAGCUUUUCAAGGUAGAUGCAGCUGAUUAUAUGUUAUCAAUAUGUGGGAAUGAAGCCCUUCGAGAGCUAUCCUCUCCUGGGAAAAGUGGAAGCUUCUUUUACUUAAGCAGUGAUGAUCGUUACAUGAUCAAGACGAUGAAAAAAUCCGAAGUGAAAGUACUUAUAAGGAUGUUAUCAGCAUACUAUAAACAUGUUCGAGCCUUCGAGAACACACUAGUGACCAAGUUUUUCGGCCUUCAUUGUGUGAAGUUAACGGGUACAAUUCAGAAGAAAGUACGCUUCAUUAUCAUGGGAAACUUGUUUUGCACCGAGCAUACCAUUCAUCGACGUUUUGACUUGAAAGGAUCUUCACUUGGUCGUUCAACUGACAAACCGGAGGAAGAACUAGAUGCAAGUACAAUACUCAAAGAUCUCGAUCUCAACUUUAUAUUUCGAUUGCAGAAGUCAUGGUUCCAAGAGUUUAGCCGACAAGUGGAUAGAGAUUGUGAGUUUUUGGAACAAGAGAGAAUUAUGGACUAUAGUUUGCUGGUAGGCCUUCAUUUUAGGGAAGCGUCUAAGGCAGGCGACUUGAUUCCUUCUGGUGCUCGGACUCCUACAGGUGAUGAUAUCGAGAGCGAUCAACCUCGACUUUCCAAAGUAGAUAUGGAUCAGCUCAUUGACCCUGCUUGGUGGGCUAGUGUUAGGUUAGGAAUAAAUAUGCCAGCUCAAGUUGAGAGAGCGGUAAAAAAAAUGGAUGGUGAGACAAGUAUUUUGGAACCAAUUGGAGAAUUCUAUGAUGUUGUUAUGUUCUUUGGGAUUAUAGAUAUACUUCAAGACUAUGACAUUAGCAAAAAACUCGAGCAUGCUUAUAAGGCUAUGCAAUACGAUGCGACCUCAAUUUCAGCUGUAGAUCCAAAACUCUACUCUAAACGUUUUCGUGAUUUCAUUUUUAAAAUUUUCGCAGAAGAUAAUUAAAAGAUAAGUACAACACAUUUAUAGACCUGAGCACGGGCGAUCAACCUUCAGUGUAGGCCGCUCUUAAGUAGCUUCUUUUGGUUAUCAACACGUUUAUAGACACAAUUGUAACAUAUACGAUAAGUUCUCCAGGAGAUUUUGUUCGAGUUGAAACGUGUACGAUUUUCUAGUCACUUUGUAAAGAAAUUCCAUAUAGUCCCUUGUCAAGCACGAAAACUCGAAAAAAGGAGCUUGCAACAUAAUU
This is a messenger RNA of Amaranthus tricolor (Joseph's coat), 2605 nucleotides long. RefSeq names its product phosphatidylinositol 4-phosphate 5-kinase 4-like. Gene Ontology annotation, biological process: phosphatidylinositol metabolic process. The coding region runs from base 1 to 2361 and encodes 786 amino acids. The record is from RefSeq and is a predicted model, not a curated record. The transcript has 8 exons. Lineage: Eukaryota; Viridiplantae; Streptophyta; Magnoliopsida; Caryophyllales; Amaranthaceae. Gene Ontology annotation, molecular function: ATP binding; 1-phosphatidylinositol-4-phosphate 5-kinase activity.